Molecule: messenger RNA, 453 nt
Organism: Sphenostylis stenocarpa
Lineage: Eukaryota; Viridiplantae; Streptophyta; Magnoliopsida; Fabales; Fabaceae
Source: the annotation of a GenBank genome assembly
AUGAAUGGGUUUGGAGAUCCUCUGCAACUGCAAACCCAAGAAAAAACAGUUUUUUUAGACUGCAAAGGAUCCAUGCCCCGGUUGGGUUUGUGGUCCAAAAUUAUCAAGUUGAAGAUGUGGUCUAUAGUAGACUUGAUUACACCACCCUUGUGUAGAAGGAAAAUGUUCUCUCUCGGGGAAAAGGGUUGGAAGUUUCAACAAGUGCAUUGGGAGGCAAAAUCGGAAAUAUCACCACUAACAGCAGAUAGUGGUCCAGCUCAAGUGACUCAGCAAAAGCUGUUUUGUUGUGGUUAUUGGAGUGACCACUUACCUCAGUAUGUGGCUCUUGAUAAAUGCAAAAAGAAACUGGAUCCAUUGGAAGGGAAGAGGAAAUUUCUGGCAGGAGGAUACCUCGAUGACAUUUCAUUUGAUGAAAUGGUUCCAAGUUACUUGAAGCUAAACCACAUAGCUUAA